AUGCUCUUCAUGCGCGCCGCGUCAAAGGUCAGUCGGGUGGCAGUCCCGGCCUACCGAGCACCUACCGUUGCAUUGAACGCUCAGCGCACCUUCUCGCAGUCGGCUAUCCGAAAGAGCGAUGCGCACGCCGAGGAGACGUUCGAAGAGUUUACCGCCAGGUAUGAGAAGGAGUUCGAGAAGGUCAAUGAUGUUUUUGAGCUUCAGCGAAACCUGAACAACUGCUUCGCUUACGAUCUCGUCCCCUCCCCUGCAGUCAUCACUGCCGCUCUCCGCGCUGCCAGGCGUGUCAAUGACUUCCCCUCGGCUGUCCGAGUUUUCGAGGGUAUUAAGUUCAAGGUGGAGAACAAGGGCCAAUACGCCGAGUACCUUCAGGAGCUUGAGCCGAUACGCGAGGAGCUUGGUAUUCCCCUUAAGGAAACGCUCUACCCUGAGGAGAAGUAG
This is a messenger RNA of Bipolaris oryzae ATCC 44560, 441 nucleotides long. RefSeq lists its product as uncharacterized. The transcript has 4 exons. Lineage: Eukaryota; Fungi; Ascomycota; Dothideomycetes; Pleosporales; Pleosporaceae. The coding region runs from base 1 to 441 and encodes 146 amino acids. The record is from RefSeq and is a predicted model, not a curated record. Gene Ontology annotation, cellular component: mitochondrial inner membrane. Gene Ontology annotation, biological process: mitochondrial electron transport, cytochrome c to oxygen.